Messenger RNA from Magallana angulata, 2772 nucleotides. Its product is annotated as glutathione hydrolase 1 proenzyme-like. The record is from RefSeq and is a predicted model, not a curated record. Lineage: Eukaryota; Metazoa; Mollusca; Bivalvia; Ostreida; Ostreidae. The coding region runs from base 326 to 2188 and encodes 620 amino acids. Gene Ontology annotation, cellular component: plasma membrane. Gene Ontology annotation, biological process: glutathione catabolic process. The transcript has 13 exons. Gene Ontology annotation, molecular function: glutathione gamma-glutamate hydrolase.
UUCCGAUUGAAACCAUCAAAACAAAUGGGUUUUGCCACUGCAAGAUCUAGAACAGUUCUAAAUUUCAAACCUUUGAUAUUUCAAAAUAUAUACCAACUUUGAAUAUUUUAUCGUAUUGCUACAUAUUUUCGACAAUGAACAAAAUUGCAAAUCAUAAGAAGCACUAGGCUAUGCAUUUUCGUCAAAAUUGAUGCAUUGAUCAUAGAUAUGAUAAAGUGCAUACCGGUAUAUAAAUUGUACUGGAAUUCAGUAGAGCAGAACGUUUCUGGGAAAUAUUCACAAAUCGUAAAACUAGGAAAGUACAGCAGCAGAUUUGACUGUCAAGAUGUCUAGAGGACAUGAACAGUACCACCCUUUGUUGGAUGAUGACGAGGAAUUUAUCAGUUAUGAUGACGGGGAGCUGGAACAAAAGUAUCACAGGGGCAGAAAGAUAAGGAGAAACAAAAGGGUGUGCUGUCUUCUGAUUCUGCUGAUAGCGGUGGUGACAAUUGUUACACUGUUGAUUAUCUUCUUUCUUCGCAAUAGAAAUAAGUCAGAUUUUCCAAAUUCAGACAGUAAACUUGGCAAGUUUAAAAAGGCAGCCAUAGCUUCUGAUAGCCAAUUAUGUACAGAUAUUGGAGUAGAUAUUUUACACAGAGGUUCCACAGUGGAUGCAACAAUUGCUGUUCUGUUGUGCUAUGGUGUGGUGAACCCUGUGAGCAGUGGUAUAGGAGGGGGGUUCUUCAUGACAGUGUAUGAUAGUAAAAAAGGAAAUGCUUCAGUGAUAAAUGCAAGAGAAACUGCACCAAUAAAUUCAACGGAAACAAUGUAUGAAAAGGUCCACAAUUCAUCGAAAUACGGUGGGUUAAGCAUUGCUGUUCCAGGGGAAAUCAAAGGUUAUAUGGAAGCUUGGAAAAGAUGGGGGAAAUUACCCUGGAGAGAAUUAUUCAACAGAAGCAUUGAAUUGGCUAAGAAUGGAUUCUGUAUUAAUGAACAUCUUGCAGAAAAAAUGAGUGCAGCAGAACAUGUGCUCAGACUGGAUAAUGACACAUGGAAAUACUACUCAAAUAGCAAGACUGGAAAAAUGUUGCAAAAGGGAGAUCUGAUUAAGUUUCCAGAAUUGGCAGAGACCUAUAGAAAACUUGCUGAAAAAGGCGGGGAAACUUUCUAUAAUGUUACUGAGGGAAACCUUGGCUAUGAGAUUUUACAAGAUCUGAAAGAAAAAAAUUCAAUAAUACAAGCUGAGGACCUGACACAGUACAGAGCUGAGCUGGAGGAGGCGCUAAGAGUCACGCUGAACGACAGGAGCUCACUGUACAGUCCCAAACCCCCGUCCAGUGGCGCCAUUCUGUCCUUUAUACUGAAGAUACUGGACGGUUUCAACAUGACAGAAAAUAGUCUUAAAACUAGGGAAGCACGUCUCACAGCUUAUCACAGAAUCAUUGAGGCUUUCAAGUUUGCCUAUGCUCAAAGAUCAGAACUUGGGGAUCCAGAAUUUGUAACCAAUGUUACACAGGUCACAAAGAUCUUAACAUCUGCAGACUUUGCUGAUAAGAUCAGAAAAAUGAUCUGGGAUAAUGCUACCCAUACAACUCCAUAUUAUGGGCCUGUGUUCAAUCACAAGUUGAAAACCAGCACUGCCCACCUCUCCCUGUUAGGGGAUGAUGGGAUAGCUGUGGCAGUGACGUCCACUGUCAAUUUAUUGUUUGGCUCAGGAGUCACUGGAAAAAGGACUGGGAUUUUGUUUAAUGAUGAGAUGGAUGACUUUUCCUCCCCCAAUAUAACCAACGCAUUUGGCAUCCCUCCCUCUCCAGCCAACUUCAUCAAGCCCGGAAAGCGACCAAUGUCUUCCAUGUGCCCUGCUGUUCUGGCCGACAAGACGAAGAGAGUGAAGCUGGUGGUGGGAGCAGCAGGUGGUUCCAGGAUUACGUCAGCCACCGCCUAUAUUGCGGCCCAUGUUUUGUGGUUUGGAUACAAUAUAAAGGAGGCCAUUGAUGCUCGGAGACUACACCAUCAGCUUAUUCCACAGGAAGCUUACUAUGAACCAGACUUUCCUCAGUAUUUCAUUGAUGGUUUGAGAGAUAAGGGACACAACAUGACAUUUAAUGAGUUGGGGGAGUCUAUUGCCAAUGGGAUAGUACAAGACAAGGACUGGAUAUAUGCUAACAAUGACUUUAGAAGACCAGGGGGCAGUUCUGGAGGAUGGUAGACUCAAGCUAAAAGGCAGAAACCUUGAAAUCAAUUUUAAAAAAAUGCAAAACCAUCUUAUAUUAUUGAAUAUUCAUUAUAUUUUUGGAUAUUUUUAACACUGUUUUUUAUUUGACAUUUUUGUAAGGCUUUUAAAAAAAAAUCUUUAAUCCUGAAAUCCUUUGGUUUUGUAAUACAUAUGAAGUACACAUGUAUUAAAUGUUCCUUCAAACUAUUGUAGAUUUUGAUUCCCCUCUAGUUAACUUAGCACUGGGGAAAAUUUAGUUGAUAGAUAGUUUUCUGACUUUAGAGUUUAAGUUCUGUAUAUUAAAAAAUAUGCAAUUUUAUUAUGCAAUCACAAAAUUUCUGUUAGUUUUAAACUUAUUUCCAUUAUUUGGUAUUGUAUUCAGCAGAAUAUAUGUUGAUUCCAAACAAAAUUGAAGACAUUUUUCUGCCAAAGUCACUUUACUUUCCUCAAGUAUUCUCUUUCACAAGCUCACAAGCUCAAUAAUAAAAUGUUGUUGUUGCUCAUAAAGCAACUGAAUCUCUGAGAUUGAUGAGGAUAUUUAGAAGAAUUUCUGAUGCAAAUAAACUGAGAUAAAAGAA